CAGCAUAUCCGUCCUCGAUAACAUCCUCAGAUACGGGAUCCUGGUGGAUCCGAUCAGAUGGGUGCGCUACAUUCAACAGGAUCCGGCUGUUUGGCCUCCCCUAUACAUCCUGAUGGGACAAUGCGUGGCAAGGCGUGGGCAGGAGCGCUCUGUGCUUCAACUUAUCUCUGACUCUGGCGGCUCCAUGCCUGGUGGUCUUCGUCUGGGAGUGCAAUCCAGUGGCCGCCGGGUUGGUGAUGUGCCUCGUGACUAUGACCUUCCUGAAGCUGGUGUCCUACCACAUGGUGAACUUCUGGUGCCGGCAGCAAAAAACUUCACGAAAGAACCACAAGCGAUGCAUUUCUUUGGAAGGAGAGACGACACCGGUGAUGCCAGCCAAUGGUAUCUGCGCCGACGGGCCGCGCCGGAACGCCCUGGUCUAUCCGGACAACUUGAGAAUUGACAACGUCUACUUCUUCAUGGUCGCGCCAACCUUGUGCUACGAGCUCAAUUUUCCACGGUCGUCCGCCAUCCGCAAAACGUUCCUUUUCCGGAGGUUCCUCGAAUCGCUGCUUCUUCUGCUGCUGAUCCUGGCCUUGGUUGAGCAGCUGAUGAUGCCGGUCGUGCAGCCCACGGCCGAGCCUGCUGAGAUGGCUGGCUCGUGUCCGGCGGAACUGAGCGUCUCCGUCGGCCGGGAGGAGCGCAGAAUUCCGACGGCCCUGGAACAAUUCCUCAAGGCGGCGGUGAUUAACAUCUUCAUCUGGCUUGUGAUCUUCUACUGGUUCUUUCAUUCAACGCUCAACAUGACGGCUGAGGUGCUCAGGUUUGCCGACAGGGAGUUCUACAGGGACUGGUGGAACGCCGAGACAGUGCAGUACUUCUGGCAGAACUGGAACGUGCCGGUGUACCAUUGGUGCUUGCGCCACCUGUACAGGCCCCUCCUCGGCACGGGCAUGUCCAGGUUCAACGCCAGCUGCUUCGUCUUUCUCGUAUCCGCCUUCUUUCACGAGUUCGUGCUCAGCGUCCCCCUCCGGAUGUUCCGCGCAUGGGCUUUCACCGGCAUGCUUCUGCAGAUUCCAUGGACCUUCCUGAUCGACAAGUGUCUGUGCAACUGGUUCCCGAGACUCGCGGGCAUGGCCGUGUGGACGGCUUUCAUCGGCACCCUGGCCCUGAGCAACAUCCCCUACUACCGGGAGUACUACCUCGUCUUGGCGGGCACGAUCGCGCAGUCGCCCUAAGCGUGUCCUGUGGCUCCAGCUUGGGCCUCCCAAGAAACGGAACUGUGCAAGCUGCGUGUGGGGGCCCCGUGGGGGCCCACUUCGUUCUUUUCUACUUCCUCUUUUGACUCGCAGCACCAUCGCCAUUCGCCAUGCACAAACGCUGGUGUGGUCGCGAGCGCGCGUGAUUAAAGACAUUC
Molecule: messenger RNA, 1396 nt
Organism: Ixodes scapularis (black-legged tick)
Lineage: Eukaryota; Metazoa; Arthropoda; Arachnida; Ixodida; Ixodidae
Product: diacylglycerol O-acyltransferase 1
Exons: 12
Coding region: 237-1217 (326 amino acids)
Biological process (GO): triglyceride biosynthetic process
Cellular component (GO): endoplasmic reticulum membrane
Molecular function (GO): diacylglycerol O-acyltransferase activity
Source: RefSeq, a predicted model, not a curated record